Messenger RNA from Xylaria bambusicola, 4608 nucleotides. RefSeq lists its product as uncharacterized. Gene Ontology annotation, cellular component: eukaryotic translation initiation factor 4F complex. NCBI's taxonomy places the organism in Eukaryota, Fungi, Ascomycota, Sordariomycetes, Xylariales, Xylariaceae. The record is from RefSeq and is a predicted model, not a curated record. The transcript is spliced from 2 exons. The coding region runs from base 1 to 4608 and encodes 1535 amino acids. Gene Ontology annotation, molecular function: protein binding; translation initiation factor activity; mRNA binding.
AUGACUUCUAAGGAUAGCCAACAGCCCGCAACCCCUGCGUCCAACAACACCGUGGCUCCCGCUGCUACGUCCUACGCUUCGGCUGCUGGCGCAGUAAAGAAGCCGUCGUCGACGCCCGUUGUUGCGACUGGGUCGAACCCGCCUAUUGUUGCUGCUGGCUCAUCUGCACACCCCUCGAACCAUGCAAAGUCGUCGUCCACAUUGCCUGUGAACGGCCGACUGAACAUAAUGCCCGCACUUCCUACCGUCGCUCACGGCACCAAUGGCCAAUCCGAUCAUAGCCGUAAAACCUCUGUUACAAUCGGAACUAAUGGGCCUAAUACCUACUCUACAAAUGGUGCUUCCGCUGGUGCCAAAUCUGGAAUUCAGUUUGGAUAUGACUCCCCAGCUGCUUCGCACAGCACUCCACAGCUCCCCUCUGCACACGUUGCUAUUCCUACUACUAAUCGUGUCGUGGAACCACGAGCUUCUCCCACUCCGAUCCCUCUGCCCUCGGCCAGUGGUGGCAGACCUCCAUCUGGCGCUGCGACAUCGAAUUCCACUUUAGCCUUUGGCAGUUUCGAAGACCCUCAGCCGCAUCACAGAAACCCUUCGGCCAGCCAAGACCCCAGCGCUCUUGGACCUCAGCACACUCCGCACAUUCGACGCGACUCUAAUGUUAGCGACAUCAGCAGCAACCACGCCGGACCUCAAGCUGGAGGAAUGAACCGCGGUAACUACCAUAAUCGUGGCAAUCGGGGCCACAACAAUGGGUACAGUAACGCCCCGGGAUAUCAUCCUUUCCCCCGUACCCAACAAGGUAGUCAAGGACGUGGAAUGUCUCAAAAUUAUCCCAAUAACGGUCGUCAACACGCCUUCGGCGGACCUCCGCCUCAGCAGAACCGCAGCCCAGCUAUGUCUCAUGCAGUUCCACAAAUGCCGAAUAUGCCUGCUGCUAGCCCACAAUUUUACAACUACCCUGCAGCAGGCCCUAACCAGGUACAUCAACAAAUAUUCCCUUCUCCCAAUCCACAUUGCUUUGAGCGCACACAACCCAAACAGAAAAAGAAGGGACUCCGUCGUGAUAGCGAGAAGUGCUCGCAGCUCUACCGACGAACAGAGCCCUUGAGGCAUGAUUCUGAUUCCAGACCUAGGCGCUGUAGUCGGCGACUUGAUUCGCGGUUUAGUAUCAUUGAUGAGCGACAACGAGCUGGCCAAUUCCCACUUGACAGGGUUGAUAGUUCAUCGACUCCUGAUUCACAAAUCGUUUCAUUGCCUCAGAAUUUCCCUAUCAACCCCCCGAUGGCUCAAGUAAUGGGUCACAUAGAUCUGUCUCCCGAGAGUGGGAAUUUUGAUCGGUUACUGACCAGAGUGAAACAGGGUUUCUAUGGACAGCCAUUCACCCCUGGGAAUAUGCAUAUGCAAUCAAUGGCUACAAUGGGUACAAUGAAUAUGGGUUAUCCUGCAUAUCCAGGAAUGCAUAGCGGGACCUCUCCUCAAAUACCAUAUCAACAACCUUUUGUACCACCCCAGUAUCCUACUCACCAGCCAAUGUCACGUAGUAAUUCUCAGUUAUCGGAACAAAGACCUGCUUCGAGUACUGGUCAGAGCCAAGUCCCAGUUCCACAAGGUACGCCUCAACAACAGGCUGCUCAGGUGAAGCCCGCCGCGGCGCAAGCUUCUCCUUAUGUUCGUCCUACGAAGAGAAGUGCUGCGAUCACUAUCAAAAACGAAGCCGGUGAAGAAAUUGAUUUUAAGAACCUGAAGCCCCCAGCUUCGCCAGCUUCGACUAGUCAUCAGUCGAGAACCCCGCCAGUCAUAUCAUCCACCCCUACGCCGCCUCCGAAGUCGUCAACACCUAAGUCCUUUAUGUCGGCACACGGUCGAACGGAUAGCACCUCUAAUUCAAAGUCUAUCGAGGAAAAGCGUAACGAGUUUAAAGAAAAGGUUCAGCAGACUGCCACUGGUGACAAAGAUAAGGAAGAAGAUGUGACUAAGGCCUCAACUGAGAAGACUUCAUCAGAACUACAGCCGAUGGGGACGACUGCUCAGAACGAGAACAAGGCAGUCGAAAGUACAAAGGACAUGGAUGAGAAGAAAUCAGAAGAAGUUACAAAACAGGUCGAUGAUGUCCCAACACCUGCCCCUAAUACCUCGGAUGAGCAGAGUGAAGAAGAUUUGGAAGCAAUAAUACGCGAGAUGGAAGAGGCUGAUGCGAAGCGUGAGAAAGAGGAAGAGGAGCGCCGUGUCAAAAGGCAAGCCGAGGUUGCCGAGAAGAAGAAAGCUGAGGAGGAGGCUCGAAUUGCUAACGCUGCUGAAAAUGACCGAAAGUUGCGUGAGCAAGAAAGAGAAAUGGAGCGGCUUGAAGAAGAAAAGGAGCGUAAACGUGCUGCUGCUCAAGAUGCCUCCACUGAAAGUGCUGCUGAACUCCUGAGGAAGAGGGCAGAUCCUACAGACGUCAACGCCAAGGAACCAACUUCUUCGCCCAGCGAGGCGGGCGGGAAGUCAGUUAGUCUCAGCCUGAAUGACAAACCAGUCUCUACUUCUGGUGCAAAGGGCAGCCCGAGCGGUCGCGCUCCCAAACCACAAGCCCUUAACCUUGCUACGCUCAGUAGCCUAGCUGUUGAGCCUCCUCAACCUAGCGCUGCCUUACAAUCACUGAAAUCGGCUAGGGUUCUAUCGGUGUUAAAUUCUGAUAUCUAUCCGGCGGGCAUCAAGUCGCCGAAUCCAGCUCUGAAUGCUGCUGUCGCCAAGAAGGGUACUUCAUUCAAGUACGACUCUGCUUUCUUGCUGCAGUUCAAAUCGGUCUUUACAGAGCAACCAUCCCUAGAUUUUCACCAGCAAGUCAAGAACCUCAUUGGCGAUGGUGAUGGCGGCCGAUCUGCUUCUCGGUCAGGCGGCGGUUCUAGAGGACCUCCUAGAAGUAGCGCCUCUGGUUUCCCCAUGGGCACUUUCGGUACCGGCGUAGUGUCACAACUUCCACCAGGCACCACUUCCUCACAGCGGUUUGAGAUAAGCAAUAAGUCGAUGGCUGGACGGCCCGGUAGUGGAAUCCAGCUUGGAAGCUUCUCCCGACCAGGAAGCGCGUUCGCUGGUGGCAAUUCAAUGAGCAGUCGAACCCCAUCCUCUAAUAUGGGUAGCAUGGCCCACUCUUCUCGGCAAACUAGUCGACGCAAUGCAAGCAAGCCCAAUACGCUUAAUGCCAAAGCGGAAGCCCAGGCAGCUAAGAAUAUGCCUCUGACCCAAGGCAUGAAGAUUGACCAACUUUUAACUAGCGCAACUGGCUGGAAGCCUCCUAGUGUUGGUAAGCCGACUACAUCCAGUAACCUGGCUGGCCAACCUAGCCUAAUGGAUCCUGCCAUGGUACAACGAAAAGUUAAGGCUGCUCUCAACAAGAUGACACCAGAGAAUUUUGAUCGCAUCUCAGAUCAGAUUCUGGAAAUUGCUGCGCAGUCAAAAGAGGAGACUGAUGGUAGAACACUUCGUCAAGUGAUUCAGCUUACUUUCGAGAAAGCGACCGAUGAGGCUCACUGGGCUUCAAUGUACGCUAAAUUCUGCAAGAAGAUGUUGGAGACAAUGAGCCCAGAUAUCCGAGACGAAGGUAUCAAAGACAGAAAUGGCAACGUGGUCAGUGGAGGCGCUCUGUUUAGAAAGUAUCUUCUCAACCGAUGCCAAGAAGAGUUCGAGCGUGGUUGGAAGCUUCAGCUUCCUGAGCCUAAAGAAGGCGAAGACCAAAAGGCCGCAGCGGCAGUCUUGCUAUCUGACGAGUAUUAUCAAGCCGCUGCUGCAAAGAGGAGAGGCCUGGGUCUGGUACAGUUUAUUGGCGAGUUGUACAAACUUGGCAUGUUGACGGAACGUAUUAUGCACGAAUGUGUAAGAAAGUUAGUCGACUACCAAGGCAUUCCUGAUGAAGCCGAGGUAGAGUCCCUCUGCAAGCUACUGAGGACCAUUGGUGGCAACCUCGACGCUGCUGAGAAGGGCAAGCCCAUGAUGGAUGCGUACUUCCAACGCAUUCAGUCCAUGAUAGAGCUUACUGGGCUGCCUAGUCGUUUACAAUUCAUGCUCAUGGAUGUCGUCGACCUACGAAGGGCCAACUGGGUUUCAAAAGAAGCCAAUAAAGGCCCCAAGACCCUCGAGGAGGUUCGAGCCGAAGCUGAAGCGAUUGCCGCUCAGAAGGCUGCCGAGAGUGCUCGAAGCAACCAAAGAGGCGGCGGUGGUGGUCGUGCGCAGCUUGGUCGCGGGGACGCGCGACACCUCCCGGGUGGCUUUCCUCAACCCGCACAAAACCAAGUUGGUAUGGACGAUCUUAGGCGUCUCAAGGGUGGUGCUAGUCGCCCAUCAAGUACCAAUCUUACACUUGGCCCAAUGUCAAUGCUGAAUUCGCGCAGCAACAGCGGUCGGCGCCUUGGUCCUGGUGGCUCUCUAAGCCGUGGUGCGGAUGAUUCAGGCGCUUCUUCAAGGACCGGUACCCCCCCAGUCAGAGAAACGCCAACUAGUACCAAUUCGUUUGGUCUAUUGGCCAACAUGGAUUCGGACCAUCCAGGUUCGCCUCCGUCAACUGCAGCGUCCCCCGCCUUGGCUAAGGCCACGCCCGAGUCAUCAACAGCUGCCGAGAAAGAGGGCAACUGA